Molecule: messenger RNA, 2409 nt
Organism: Exophiala bonariae
Lineage: Eukaryota; Fungi; Ascomycota; Eurotiomycetes; Chaetothyriales; Herpotrichiellaceae
Gene: MEF1
Product: Elongation factor G, mitochondrial
Exons: 3
Coding region: 1-2409 (802 amino acids)
Biological process (GO): mitochondrial translational elongation
Cellular component (GO): mitochondrion
Molecular function (GO): GTPase activity; GTP binding; translation elongation factor activity
Source: RefSeq, a predicted model, not a curated record
AUGAGUGCCUCACGUGCCUUGAGAGCCUCAUCCAGGCUUCUCAGAAACAAUCCGGCCUCUGCGCGGUCUUCAAUUUCCCAGCAAUGGCUUUGCCGUCGAUGCGCGUCGACUUCGGUCCUCAGUAAUUACUCCGGUGGCCCGAGGUCACAGACAGCACAAUGGACACUGGACCGUCGGUGGCAGCAGCGAAGAGGUGCUGCUGGUGCUGCGGCUGCAAUGCUCGAAGAAGCGUCCGAUCCAGAUUCGCUUGCCCAGGAGACCAUCCUUGAGAACAUGUCUUCGGAGGAGGCUCGUCGACUUUCCAUGGUCAGGAACAUCGGUAUUGCAGCACACAUUGACUCCGGCAAAACGACCGCAACGGAACGAGUCCUCUUCUACACUGGCCGUAUCAACGCCAUCCACGAAGUUCGAGGCAAGGAUGCUGUUGGAGCUAAGAUGGACUCCAUGGAACUGGAAAGAGAAAAGGGUAUUACCAUCCAGUCUGCAGCCACAUUUUGUGACUGGGUCAAGAAAGAGAACGGGGAAGACAAGAAAUAUCACAUCAAUUUGAUUGACACGCCUGGCCAUAUUGACUUCACCAUUGAAGUAGAGCGGGCUCUACGAGUACUCGACGGAGCCGUCAUGAUUCUAUGCGCUGUUUCUGGCGUGCAGAGUCAGACCAUUACCGUGGAUCGUCAAAUGCGAAGGUAUAAUGUUCCUCGAAUCACAUUCAUCAACAAGAUGGACAGGAUGGGUGCCAACCCUUUCAAGGCUAUUGAGCAGAUCAACUACAAAUUGAAGAUUGCUGCAGCCGCUGUACAAGUCCCAGUCGGUACCGAAGACGAUAUCCGUGGACUCGUUGACUUGGUCACCAUGAAGACCUAUUACGCUGAGGGCGAACGUGGCGAGAUCAUCAUUACGAAGGACGAAAUACCGGCCGAAGUCCAAGACCUUGUUAAGGAACGCCGUGCCAAGCUCAUCGAGACAGUUGCUGACGUCGAUGAGGAGAUGGCAAAUAUGUUUUUGGACGAGAUUGAGCCGACCACAGAGCAACUGAGAGCUGCAAUUCGACGUGCUACUAUCUCACGUAAAUUCACACCAGUAUUUAUGGGAUCUGCUCUAGCGGAUAAAUUUAUCCAGCCUAUGCUUGAUGGAGUCUGCGACUAUCUACCCAAUCCCGGUGAGGUCGAAAACAUGGCAUUGGAUACACGAAAAAAGGAAGCGCCGGUCAAACUCAUCCCUUACAACUCGCUCCCUUUCGUCGGCCUGGCUUUCAAAUUGGAAGAAUCUAACUUUGGACAACUGACAUAUAUCCGGGUCUACCAAGGCGCUCUGAAAAAGGGCAGUAACGUCUUCAAUGCUCGAACAGACAAGAGGGUCAAGAUCCCACGUAUCGUUCGUAUGCAUUCUAAUGAAAUGGAGGAUGUGACGGAAGUAGGCGCUGGUGAGAUUUGCGCCGUCUUUGGUGUUGAAUGUGCAUCUGGAGACACUUUCACUGAUGGUCAACUUGGAUACACCAUGACCAGCAUGUACGUCCCCGAACCGGUUAUCUCGCUCAGCAUCAAACCCAGGAACAACAAAGACUUGCAGAACUUUUCGAAAGCAAUUGCUCGUUUCCAACGAGAAGACCCAACAUUCCGUGUCCAUUUCGACACGGAAAGCGAGCAAACGAUUAUUUCCGGUAUGGGUGAAUUGCACCUCGAGGUCUAUGUCGAACGCAUGCGACGAGAGUAUAAAGUCGAGUGCGAUACUGGCCCGCCGCAGGUUGCUUACCGUGAGACAAUUACCAAACGCACGGAAUUCAACCAUCUCCUCAAGAAACAAACCGGCGGUGCUGGUGAUUAUGCUCGUGUCGCUGGAUGGAUGGACACCACGGGAAAUUUGGAAGGGAAUCGAUUCGAAGAGCAAGUCAUUGGCGGCUCAAUUUCCGAAAAGUUUUUGUUUGCUUGUGAAAAGGGUUUCCACUUGUCCUGCGAGAAAGGCCCUCUCAUCGGUCACAAAGUCCUCGGUGCUCACAUGGUUAUCAACGAUGGUGCCACACAUAUGACCGACUCAAGCGAAAUGUCUUUCAAGAACGCCACGCAACAGGCUUUCCGUAACGCCUUCAUGCAAGCCGAUCCUGCUGUUCUCGAACCACUUAUGAAAGUCGUUGUCACCGCUCCCACCGAGUUUCAGGGCAACGUUGUAGGCAUGAUGCAGAAGCGCAAUGCCGUGAUCAAUGACACGGAUGUUGGCGUGGAUGAUUUCACUGCUUAUGCCGAUGUCAGUCUCAACGGUAUGUUUGGUUUUAGCAGCAACUUGCGUGCUAUGACACAAGGUAAAGGUGAAUUCAGCAUGGAGUUCAGCCACUAUGAACGUGCGCCUCCACAGUUGCAAAAGGAGCUGGUUCAGAAGUACCUCAAAGCUCAGGCUGACAGGAACAAGAAAUAA